AUGCCGGGAAAUAAUAUGGAUGUCGAUAUGGAGGAAGAGGAUGAUCCAAUAGUCAGCUCUUAUGAUAUUUUCAUUAAACCUCAUAUCUCUGAAGGUCGAGAAAUUUAUGUAUUACAAUUUCCCAAUCGCGAUAUUGAGCAACGAUACGCUGGGUCAAAUGAUGCUCAACCUCUCAAAUUUCGAACGAAGCCAAAGGCCGGAAUGGUCGAGAUGGAUGUUCCAAUCGAUGCGCGUAGGAAUUAUGAUAAGGAUAAAGGUGUGAAAUGGGGAGAUGCUAUCAAGAAGAGUCAAAUGGUUAAGGGUGGAGGAAGUCAUGGUUUACCCGGUGGUUUUGGAAUUGGAGGAGCCCAACCAACUGGCAGAGGAAGAGGACGGGCACAAGAGCUUGACCCUGAGAAAGUAAUGGCGGAUUUUGAAGGCGCUAUUCGGACGGAGCAGGUUUUGGUUAAGCAAACUCUUGGUGGUCAAAUCAUUCCCGUCGAUCAAAAUAGUCCUCAAUACUUUCUAGGCGCUUUUCAGAGUGAUAAACUUCACCUCACUCCAAUUGACCAUAUGGUACAAAUGAGGCCUCAAUUUCAUCAUAUCGACGCACAUGUAGAACAGGAAAAGCAAAACCGACCUCGCGAAGGACCUGCACCAAAGGCUACCGAAGCUCGAGCUAUUCAUAUGACGGUUAAGUCAAGUAUUGACGGAGAAGAAGAUGGGAGUGACAAUAUUGGCGUACGAAUCUCUGCUGCGCAACAAGAGCAAUGGGUGAAGCACCGAUAUGUUGACGAGGAUCAUCAAUCUGCUUGGGAAUGCUAUCAUGAAAAUAUGUUUAUCUAUCCUGAGCCAGAUGAGAAAGGAGAAGAGCAAGAACUUUCGCCAGAUGUGGUUCCAAAGUUAACCACUGGGAUAGAUGAUAUGGCAUAUAUGGAUACAAUCAGUGCGCCAAAUAAUGCUGCGAAAAUGUCAAGGGCCAAGGUGGAUGCGCAAACGAUUGAUCUUGAUGCAGAUGAUGAAGAAUAG
Messenger RNA from Botrytis sinoallii, 1008 nucleotides. RefSeq lists its product as uncharacterized. The record is from RefSeq and is a predicted model, not a curated record. Lineage: Eukaryota; Fungi; Ascomycota; Leotiomycetes; Helotiales; Sclerotiniaceae. Gene Ontology annotation, cellular component: nucleus; RNA polymerase III complex. The transcript is spliced from 2 exons. Gene Ontology annotation, biological process: DNA-templated transcription. Bases 1 to 1008 code for a protein of 335 amino acids.